UUAAUUUGUGCGCUGCGCCGCUUUUCCAGCGGAAUCCAGCGUAGCCGUAGCGUUUUCUUUCUUUUGCCAUGACAACCAAAUCGAAACAAAAUGAAAUUUUGAUGAAACGCAAAGAAUAGACCAAUACCGGUUUACCAAUAUGAUAUUCUUCAACUUUUGGGCAUUAGUGCAAUGGUAUCUGAGACCAUUCGUUAAAUGGUUCCUUCGGAAAACGACUUGUUUAUGUGAGCUACAAAGGAUCUGCUAUGGCGAAAAAGCAGGGGCCCCGAGAACUUGUAAAGUUGAGAAAUCUUUAACCCUAUCAAGGACUCGGGAAGUCAAAGAGGUGGUUUCCUACUUCGACUCAUUGGUAAUAGAGCGAAGGUUCCUUCUAGCGGGAGUCCAAGAUGUGGUCGACCCAGCACUUAGCAUCAUCAUGAGAGUGAAGAAAAUCAAUCCUAAACUGCACUCCCCAUUCAUUGUGUCAUUCCGAAGAUGCCUACAACAAAUAUGGAGCUACAGACAAUUAAAAGAAGAAGUUGAGGAAAUGAGGAAGAUUCAGUACGACAGCAAUGAUGCAAGCCAUGAACAGAAAUUACUAAAAUUGUGGUCACUACUGGUCCCCAAUGAAGAGUUAGAAGCACGAGUCACUAAACAAUGGCAGCAUAUUGGAUUUCAGGGAGAUGACCCUAAAACUGACUUCCGUGGAAUGGGCCUGCUAGGCCUGGAGAACCUUCUAUUCUUUGCCACAGAAUACCCUCAAGCCUCCAGCCAUGUCCUCAGCCACUCCCACCACCCCAGCUAUGGAUAUACAUUUGCCAUUGUCGGCAUAAAUCUCACAUCCAUGGCAUAUUACCUACUGAAAGAUGGAUCAGCCAAAACCUACAUGUUCAAUGCUAAAAAUGACUUGCCAGAUAUCAAGUUGUUUCAUAGAUUUUACUGUUACUUGUUUUAUGAAUUUGACAAACUCUGGAUAGAGUCAAAACCAAAAAAUAUUAUGGAAUUUUCUGUAAUUUUUAAGAAGUUUGAAAAUUGUAUAAGAAUGGAAAUGGCUGAUCCAGCAUCGGUAUUUAGAAUAAAUUUAGAGGUUGACACUAUUUAAACAACUACUUAUUUUAGAUCUGUUUAAUGUUUAAAGUCUCUCACAAGCUACAUCACAUAAUAUUUUGUACACUCACUAGUCUCACACUCACAACAGUAAAGUCGGCUAGAUAUAAUAAUUAUAGUAUGUAUGUAAUUUAAUACACACAUUAUUUGACCACAAGUUAUUUAUUAUUUAAUCUGCAUACUCACUUUUUUAAUGGUAAAUAUAGGUUUAAAUAUUUUGAAAAUAUGCAUGAUUGUAAUGAGUUGGCAACCACAUACACUCAGGUCAACCAAAGAGGUCUGCCUGUGCAGGCAUACUUGAAUUUGUGUGGAGAGGAGAACUGUGCAGUCUCUUAGCACAGAGCAACACACAUGGUGGCAUACCUGCACAGACAGACCUCACCCGUACACCGGAACGUGUACGGCCUGCUCAAGGGACAAAACUUAUAGUAAAUUUGUAUUAGUACCUAACCUAUUAACAAAGUUGGAAAGUGUUAAUGAUUUAUCCUGGAGUGUGAAAAUAUUAGGUACAGAUGUAAUUCUAUACUUCAGUGAGUGAUAAUAAAACGUACAGGGUUUUAUUGUUUAUUCAUUAGAUGGACAGCUUCUUCUAUCACAAGUCUUUAUUUUACUUGUAUUGCCAUUGAUAGCUCUACUUUUAUUUUUAGCUAUAUAGCAAGUGUUUUAAAUGUUGUAUUAGUAUAUGAAGGGACCUAUUGCACAUGAAAUAAAAGGGAAAAUUUACUUUACAAAA
Molecule: messenger RNA, 1819 nt
Organism: Plutella xylostella (diamondback moth)
Lineage: Eukaryota; Metazoa; Arthropoda; Insecta; Lepidoptera; Plutellidae
Product: ELMO domain-containing protein 2
Molecular function (GO): GTPase activator activity
Source: RefSeq, a predicted model, not a curated record